Messenger RNA from Daucus carota subsp. sativus, 1685 nucleotides. RefSeq lists its product as uncharacterized. The coding region runs from base 307 to 1569 and encodes 420 amino acids. Gene Ontology annotation, molecular function: 3'-5'-RNA exonuclease activity. The transcript is spliced from 10 exons. The record is from RefSeq and is a predicted model, not a curated record. Lineage: Eukaryota; Viridiplantae; Streptophyta; Magnoliopsida; Apiales; Apiaceae.
ACGGUUGAUGUAUUAGGCAGAUAAAAGAAAAAUUGGUACGGAUCAAAACCAUAAAAUAUAGCGCCCUCUCAUUUCAGACAACAUUCUCAUCAUCAUCUUUUGCACUGCUGCUUAAGUUUUCAAUUUUUAUGACCAACUUGUGCACUGUUGCUCUAAAAUUCUUAAUAGCCCACUUUGCCCUGACCAACAUUGGAUUCAUAUAUAUUCAGUAUUUUUGAUGUUGAGGUGUUUGAUUGAAGUCCUAUGUGAAGUUUUUUCUUGCUAAUCAUUUAAAAAAAUUUGUGCUGGUUGUGGUUGUUUACUUUGAUGGAUGAACAAAACCAAGCAAAUGGGUGUUUAUUGGGACAUGUAUCAUGUACUACUUUUAACAUUCUGGCCCCAAUUUACAAGCGUUUGAGUGACAAGAAUUGUGAAAAUGAGUUUCCCGAACUUUGGGUUAGCCGGAAUGAGAGCAUUUUGGAUAAGUUACUGGAGAUUAAGUCCUCGAUUAUAUGUCUGCAGGAAUUUUGGGUGGGGAACGAAGAGCUAGUUAAAAUGUAUGAGAAGAGACUUGGAGAAGCUGGUUAUAGAACGUACAAACUAGCUCGUACAAACAACCGUGGAGAUGGUCUACUGGCAGCAGUGCACCAGAACUCUUUCCAUGUUUUGGGUUACAAGGAAUGUGUAAUUAAUGGUAUCGGUGAUCGUGUUGCUCAACUCUUAGAUCUUGAACUUGUUCAUCCUGAGGACCAAAUUCACAAAUUGGGGAUGAGAAUGAUUUUAGUGAAUACUCACCUAAUUUUCCCACAUGAUUAUAGAUAUUGCUUUGUCAGGCUAAAACAGGUAUACAAGAUUUUACAGUUCAUAGAAUCAUACUGCAAAGAAUACAAGCUCCCAGCUGUUCCUAUAAUUUUAUGUGGGGACUGGAAUGGGAGCAUGAAAGGAAAUGUCUGUAGGUUUUUGUUGUCGCAAGGUUUUGUCUCAGCCUAUGAUAUUGCUCAUCCAUAUAUGGGCCAUAAUGUUGGUAACUGCAAGUGGGUUAGUCACCAUAACCAUAGAGGAAAUAUAUGUGCUGUGGAUUUUGUUUGGCUCCGCAAUCCCAACAUUCUGCAGAAGCCACUAAAAAGGAGUUUCAUGGAAGCACUUCUUAGAAAUUUUUAUCAACUGCAAAGUAAAGUGACUGAAGGUAUCUAUGCACCCCCUUCUCCUCAGACUGAUUUGAGUUGUCUGACCUUUACUCAGUUUUCUGAUGCCCUUGCCAAGCUACAGUUGAUUGGUCCUCCUCAUAAUGUCUUUACUGCUGAAGAAAUAAAGGAUUUUUGGGAUCAAAUAGACUGCAAUGGAGAUGGGAUGAUCGAUAUGUCACACUUCUCCCAACAGCAAGGCAAGUACAUUGAUGAAGCUGAAACUCAGUCAGAAGAAUCAGCUGAUGCACUCACCACAGUGUCUAAGGUUGGUUUUAAUGUUGAUAAAGCAAUGCUCUUUCCUGUGGAAGUUGAACAAGGUACUUGGCCGGAGAGCUAUUCUCUGUCUGAUCACGCAUUGUUGACAGUAGAGGUUUCUAUGGUGCACAUUCCCAUGCUACACUAACAUGUUGCUGGUUCAGUAAAUCUCAUGUAGUAAAAUCAUAUUCAAGUUAGUAAUUUUUGUUAUAUGGUGAGAUUAAUCGCAAAGUUAUGUCUUUUAUGCAAGUUCAGUUAAAUUAA